This is a messenger RNA of Rana temporaria (common frog), 2946 nucleotides long. It is a transcript of the gene PHEX, whose product is annotated as phosphate regulating endopeptidase homolog X-linked. The record is from RefSeq and is a predicted model, not a curated record. The transcript has 22 exons. Gene Ontology annotation, molecular function: metalloendopeptidase activity. Bases 167 to 2419 code for a protein of 750 amino acids. Gene Ontology annotation, biological process: protein processing. Gene Ontology annotation, cellular component: plasma membrane. NCBI's taxonomy places the organism in Eukaryota, Metazoa, Chordata, Amphibia, Anura, Ranidae.
UCUGAUGACUGAAAACUUGCAAAGAUGUGUACUGUAUCAACAAGACAUAAACGCAGACAGCUCAUUUAGAACAUGGGUUUCUGAUUAAAACCCUCUGGAAGAACAUUAAAGAGGAAAGACAUUUGUUCACAGGCUUUUUUCCCCCCCCUCCCAGCACAAGCAGUCUAUGGAAGAACAAGACAUGGGGAAUGCAAAGUCAGACAAGAAAAGUUCUGCCAGUAAAGUCAUUAAAAUAGCCCUGGUCAUCUUCAUUUGCAUCACAGGAGUACUAGCACUUCUGCUGCUACUAGUAACUCAAGGACUUAUUCAUUUUCACAAGGAACGCUUUUGUUUAACUCCAGAAUGCAUUGAAGCUGCUGCUAGUAUACGGAACAAGAUUAACCUUUCUGUAGAUCCCUGUGACAAUUUUUUCCAGUAUGCCUGUGGUGGUUGGAUUGAACAUAACCCAAUUCCUGAUGACCAAUCAAAUUAUGGAAUCUACCCAUGGCUAAGGAAUAAUGUUGAUCUGAAAAUUAAAGCACUUCUUGAGAAACCCUUAAGCAAGAGGAGAGAUUCAGAGGCUACCCAAAAGGCAAAGAUAUUUUAUAUCUCCUGCAUGAAUGAAAGCCAAAUAGAAGAAGUUGAUGUCAGACCUUUGAUAAAACUAUUGAAACAGUCCUCCCUUCGCUGGCCAGUUCUCGAGUCUAACAUUGGAAGUGAAGGGAAGUGGUCCGAGCGAAAGUUCAACUUUCUACAGACGAUUGCAGAAUUACGGGCGCAGUACAGUACAUCAGUGUUCAUGCGUGCCUUGGUGGGGACAGAUGACAAAUUAUCAAAUAACUUCAUUAUAAAGUUUGAUCAAGCAUCCCUGUCGUUAUUAUCUCAUGAGGAUUAUCUUGACAACAGUACAACGGCAAAAAGAUAUAGAGAAUCCUUAUUCAGUUUCAUGGUUGAUGUAUCGGUUUUUCUUGGUGCCAACAAAACAAGGGCAGAAAUUGAUAUGAAAGCUUUGAUUGACCUGGAAACAAAACUUGCUCAGAUAACUGUUCCUCAUGAAAACAGGACAAGUGAAUCCAUGUACAAUAAAAUGAACAUCUCAGAAUUGAGCGCUAUGAUCCCACAGUUUGAUUGGUUAAGCUACUUGAAGAAAGUAAUUGACUUUAAAGUGCAUCCACAUCUUAAAGAUAUUGACUCAUCAGAAAAUGUGAUUGUUCGAGUACCAGAAUAUUUUAAAGAAUUGUUUAAGAUACUAGAAUCUGAAGACAAGAGGACUAUUGCCAACUACCUAAUAUGGAAAUUUGUGUAUUCAAGAAUUUCAAAUCUUGGUAGAAAGUUUCAGUAUAGACAACUAGAGUAUGCACGGGUUCUCUUGGGAACAAAUUCUUUGGCAGCUCGAUGGGACAGAUGUGUAAAUUAUAUUGAGAAUGCACUUCCGUAUGCUGUUGGGAAGAUGUUUGUAGAUGCCCACUUCCAAGAGGACAAGAAAUUGAUGAUGGAGGAAGUUAUUGAAGGUAUCCGUUGGUCAUUCAUUGACAUGUUGGAGAAAGAGAAUGAAUGGAUGGAUGAAGAAACCAAAGAAAAAGCCAGAGAAAAGGCAAAAUCAGUUAUGGCAAAGGUGGGAUAUCCCGAGUUCUUGAUGAAUGAGACAUACAUAAAUGAAGAGAUUAAAACACUGAAAUUUUCAGACUCAGACUAUUUUGGAAAUGUCCUGCAAACGUUGCACUUUCUAUCACAAGCUGAUUUUUACUGGCUAAGAAAAGAAGUUCCCAAAAAAGAGUGGUAUACUAGCCCAACUACUGUCAAUGCUUUUUACAGUGCAUCAACAAACCAGAUUAGAUUCCCAGCUGGAGAGCUUCAAAAACCUUUUUUUUGGGGCACAGAAUAUCCACGAUCCCUCAGCUAUGGAGCGAUUGGAGUAAUUGUGGGCCAUGAGUUCACACAUGGAUUUGACAGUAAUGGUCGCAAAUAUGACAAAGAUGGGAAUUUACAUCCAUGGUGGACCACAGAAUCUGAGGAGAGGUUCAAGGAGAGAACAAAAUGUAUUGUGGAACAGUACAAUGAUUAUUAUUGGAAACAAGCUGGCAUGAAUGUAAAAGGAACAAAAACUUUGGCAGAAAAUAUUGCAGAUAAUGGAGGAAUGAGAGAAUCAUUUCGGGCAUACAGAAAAUGGAUUCAGGAUAAAAGAGCUGGAAAAGAAGAACUGCUCCUUCCUGGCCUAGAUCUUAAUAAUAACCAACUCUUUUUCUUAAGCUAUGCUCAUGUGAGGUGUAAUACAUUUCGUCAUGAAGCAGCAAGAGAUCAGAUAAUAAAUGGUGUACAUAGUCCACCACAGUUUCGAGUAAUUGGUGCAAUGAGUAAUUUUGAAGAAUUUCGUAAAGUUUUCAGUUGUCCAGAAAACACAUUAAUGAACCGAGGAAAUAACUCAUGUAGAGUCUGGUAGACGGGGAAAUAUUUAAGAAAACAAUGUUUGAGCUGCUGUACAAACUGCUGUUUUUUUUUUCAUUUGAAAUUUUGGAACCAAAGAGGAUAAUCCACUUUAAUGAAUUUCUGCUAUCUGGAAAAAAAGCCAUCAUUAUCUUUGAACAUAUUUUCUUGUGCAUAUCUUACAUGCUGUUAACCAGGUCUUUAUAUGAUUAUGACUAUUGUAUUUUGUAGUGUGGAUUACAAAUUAUUUCUUUUAAAUUUAUACAGAAUUUAAGUUUCUGAAAUAUGCAAAUAAAGAGAAAAAAGCGUGCACUAUUAUAUAUUAGUGUAAUAAAAUAGUGAAAUUAAUGUAAAGGAAGAAAUCUUAUUUUUGAAGGGUGCAGUGUUGUACAUAACUGUAUAUUCUUGGUAAUACUUGCACUGAAAGCCAUUAAUGUAUUUAAAAUGUAUUUUAAAGUGUAAUUUCUGAAUGGUAUUUUAUAUUACCAGCCUGGAGAAACACAAUUUUAUUAAAUGAAAACUACAUUAAAGUACUUUUCUGAA